Ricinus communis (castor bean) is the source of this 1715-nucleotide messenger RNA. Its product is annotated as probable transcriptional regulator RABBIT EARS. The record is from RefSeq and is a predicted model, not a curated record. The coding region runs from base 195 to 1013 and encodes 272 amino acids. NCBI's taxonomy places the organism in Eukaryota, Viridiplantae, Streptophyta, Magnoliopsida, Malpighiales, Euphorbiaceae. The transcript has a single exon.
AUAUUAUAAAUAUAUAUAGAAAAAGCUUCAAUUCUUCUUCUUCUUCUUCUUCUUCUUUUUUUUUCCCUCUAUAUUAUAACCUUUAAACCUUGGAGCUUUCCAAUAUUCAAGAACCUGCUAUACAUAUCCAUAUAUACUCUCGUUUACUUUUCUUCUUGAGUUAAUUUCAUUUCUAGUGGGAAAAAAGAAAAACAAUGGAGCAACCUCAGCGCUGGAUGUUGAUGAAGAGGAGACAAUUCUUGAAGUCGGAUAAUUUUCAAGUAUGGAAGAAUUCGGUGAAUGAUUCGUGGGAAGAGAGAGCUUUUGCAGAAGAUGCUUCAGGUCAUCUUGGUGGAUGCAUAUGGCCUCCAAGAUCUUAUUCUUGUAGUUUCUGCAAAAGAGAAUUCAGGUCAGCUCAAGCCCUAGGUGGUCAUAUGAAUGUUCAUAGGAGAGAUAGAGCUAGACUUAAGCAAUCUCUUAGUAGUAGCAGUACUCCUCAUCAAAAUAAUAGCGAUACUUUUCAAUAUCAAAAUCAUAGCCAACCUACUCUUGAAGCAUUUAAUUCUCAUUUCCCAUCAGAUUUUUGCACUCUGGACCAUGAACAUGGCCCUAACUCUAGCUCUAGUGUCAUUGCUUCUACUCUCACCUCCUCUUCUAGGGUUUCAGCUUUGUCCACUCAAGAAAAUUUAAGUGAUCAUACUUUUGUGUCUUCCAUUAUUCAAGAAAAGCUUAAUAGAACUGAAGUCGUGAAGAAUCCAAGGGAAGAAGAUUCUACAGGCUUGUGUAAUGAUAACUUCGUUGAAACUGAUUUGUUUGUGGGUUUUAAUUCUGUUCUUAGCCGAAAUCCAUCGACUGGUCCUUAUGGUGAUAUCAGUUGUAAGAGGCCUAAGACCGCAGUUUCGGCACUCUCCUUGAUCAAGCCAUGCUCAAGUGAUAGAUAUAGCAUCCACUCAGAGGCCACUGAGGCUAAUUCUAGUUCAAUGGAAGAUAUAGAUCUUGAGCUCAGGCUUGGUGAGCCACCAAAGGUGAAUUAGUUUAGAGUGCAAUUAUAUUCCUUCAAUUAAUAAGAAGAAACCAAAUAUAUAUUUAUUAAUCAUGAUCUCAUUUAGUUCUUUCCUUCUUUUUCUCCCUCUAUUUUAAUUUCUCUUUUUUAAUAUAAUGGAGGAUGCCAGGCAAAGGCCUUUUGAGUUCUUAUACAAAUUAAAAUCGAAUGAUUCUUCAAAAACUUAGACAUGGUUCUAUAGUAUUUCAAGAAUUCUGUAAUGCUAUAAUCUGUCAAUGCCAAUAUAUUUGCGUGUUGCUUCUCUUCAGCUGAAUACAGUUUAAAACAGAAGUGUUCAAAAGUUCAAAAAUGGUGCCAAUAUAAUGAAGAUGGAAAACUUUGGAACGCCAAAUCUAUCAGUGUGAACAGUCUGAAAGAUUUUUUUGCCAAAAUUGUAAGCAAGCCAUUAAUGCUUCUUCCUUUUGCACACUAAAUACCACUAGUCAACUGCAAUUUCACAUUUGCUAUGGAGAAAAGAACUUUCAGUACUGUGGGGUUUUAAAAGGGUGUGAAAGAACUGACAGUGAGUCACUUCAACUACAUAUAUACAGAUGUUCGACACAUCACACCAUGACUCCCCCCCCUUUAACCUGUAUUAUUACAGUCCAUUACCAUCACCAAAAGAAUCUGUUAAAACCCUGCACCUUUAAUUCCCCCUCCACCCACCCUAUAAGUAAUUGAGUUCUUCCUUUCU